AUGUACUGGCAUAUUAUUAUGUCCUACAUACAUACCAUUAGAAACUUUGAUGGUACAUUGUAUGUGUGUGAUAUGAUGAUGAUGAUGAUGAUGAUGAUGAUGAUGAUGUUGAUUUUGUCGUCGGCUCUGAACUCACAGAUGCGACCUGGCGACCGUUCAACGUCCACGUCACCGAUAAUGACUAUUGCGAUGCGUCGUAAAGCUGUAACUCGUUAUGCAAUUUGUUGUCGCACAACAAGUACACCUAACUGA
Cotesia congregata is the source of this 252-nucleotide messenger RNA. The record is from the annotation of a GenBank genome assembly. Lineage: Eukaryota; Metazoa; Arthropoda; Insecta; Hymenoptera; Braconidae.